AUAUUCUUUUCAUAUACCUAGUACAAAAAUAUCCAAAUUUUAAAUGCUGUUUCAUUAAUUGCCUAAUUUAUUUUGGCUAAAAACAAUUAGGAGAUUGUUGGGAGAGUCCCUUAAGAAUCUUCUUAAAAAUGGUAUCAGUUUUUUAUAUAUUAUUUAGUGGACUUGUUUUCUAUGUUGUUAGUAAGAUAUUGUGGAAGUUAUGGAGAAAUUCAUAUGGUUUAUCAUCAAUAGUUACACCUCCAAAUGUACCAUUUUUUGGAACAUCUUUGUACUUGCAUAGUGAUGCCCGCAAAUUUUUUUUCCAACUAUAUGACUACACAAGAAGAUAUGGCGAUGUGUUUUGCAUUUGGUUGGGGCCAAAACCAGUAAUAUGUUCUUCCUCUGUAAAAUUCUCAGAAGCAGUAUUAAGUAGUCAGAAAGUUAUCACCAAAGGAUUUUCUUAUGAUUUUUUGCAUGACUGGUUAAAAACUGGGUUACUUACAAGCACAGGAUCAAAAUGGAAAACACGUAGAAGGCUACUAACUCCAAGUUUUCAUUUUUCUAUACUCAAUAACUUUAUUAAAAUAUUCGAAGAGCAAGCAUCCAUUCUGGUGGACAAACUAGCUGUAGCUGCUGACAACAAGGAAGUUGUAGAUGUGCAAGUACCUAUUGGUUUGGCAACCUUGGAUAUAAUCUGCGAAACUUCAAUGGGUGUAAAAGUAAAUGCACAAAGUCAUCCAGAUUCUGAGUAUGUUAAAGCUAUCACAGUUUUAAAUGAAGAAAUUCAAAUGCGUCAAAAGUUUCCUUGGCUUUGGUUUGAUGCCAUUUACAAACUGUUGCCUUGUGGGAAAAGGUUUUAUAAGGCUUUAGAUGUUGCUCAUAAGCUAUCUUUUGAUGUAAUAAAUGAACGCAUGCAAAUGAAAAUUCAAGAAUCUUAUUGUGAGACUGCGUCAGAUGAAAAGAAAUUUUUUUUAGAUUUAUUGUUAGAUAUAUAUCGCAAAGGUAAAAUUGACACUGAAGGUAUUCAAGAAGAAGUUGAUACUUUUAUGUUUGAAGGUCAUGAUACAACUUCAGCUGCACUAGGUUGGACUCUUUGGUUGUUAGGAAAAAAUCCAGAUGUUCAAAAAAAGCUGCACAAAGAAAUUGAUGAGAUAGAGUUAAAUGGAGGUUCACUUUAUGAUAAAGUCAGACAGUCUAAAUACCUUGAAAUUAUUCUUAAAGAAUCAUUACGAAUGCAUCCUCCUGUCCCUAUGUAUGGAAGAACAGUUGAGGAAGAUAUGACUAUUGAUGGUCAGUUUGUUCCCAAAGGAGCACAAAUAGUUCUUUUAGUUUUAAUCUUGCACUCAAACCCUGAUUAUUGGGAAAACCCAAAUGAUUUUAUACCUGAACGUUUUGAAGCUGAUAGUUAUGAAAAGCGCAACCCAUACAGUUAUGUACCUUUUUCUGCUGGACCAAGGAAUUGCAUUGGCCAAAAAUUUGCCAUGAUUGAAGAGAAAAUAUUACUGUAUAGCAUAAUGAAAAACUUCCAUCUUAAGUCAAUGCAGAAUGAAAAUGAGGUUUUUGGUACUCUUGAUAUAAUUCAUAAGUCAAUUAAUGGAAUUAAUAUAAAGUUCACAAGAAGAUAAAAAGUUGAUUAUAUUUGAAAUAUUAAAAAUUUUCAGUUUUAUUAAUAAUUUUAAAUUAGUAUGAAUACACUUAUAAAACGAUCUAGUUGUGUAAAAAAAUCUCAAUGUUUGUGUGUGUGUGUGUGAUAAUUAUUAAUAUCGCAACAAUAAUUUUUAAUUAAAAAAUAAUUAACUAUAAUUAAUAACAAUUCAGGGGUUGUAAUCCUAAAAUAAUCAAAUAAAAUAUAUUUUGUAUAUAAUUUGUGCAAUUAAAUGAAAUAAAAUUUUUAAAUUAUAAUAUGUAACAUAUUAAAUAAUGUAUGGUUUUUUUUAUUCCUUUUUGAUCAAAUAUUAAAUAUAAUUUGUCAUGACAUGCUUACUUUAGAGUACAUUUAACUGUAAACAUAUUUCGCUUUAGUUAAGUUGUAUAUAUUCUGGUAUAAAUACUGUAGUGUCA
Hydra vulgaris (swiftwater hydra) is the source of this 2040-nucleotide messenger RNA. Its product is annotated as cytochrome P450 4V2. NCBI's taxonomy places the organism in Eukaryota, Metazoa, Cnidaria, Hydrozoa, Anthoathecata, Hydridae. Gene Ontology annotation, molecular function: iron ion binding; monooxygenase activity; oxidoreductase activity, acting on paired donors, with incorporation or reduction of molecular oxygen. The record is from RefSeq and is a predicted model, not a curated record.